CUCCGAGAAAUCAAAGAACCGAAUUUCCUUGCUCCGCAUUUUCAGUGAUGAAGUUUCUAUUUCCGUGUGCGCCUAUAAGCGUAAGGAAAAGUUAACAUUGCGUUUGCGAAAUUCGUUGUCAAGCUUGGAAGUGCACAAAUGCGGGCCGGAUUUAGUCAUCGUCUUGCAAAACUGGAGUGAUUGUACCAAGUUGGACUUCCGGCGAGAAAUGUCACUUCGACACUGGAUUGAUCAUUGUAUGGAACUUGCAACUGCUAAGCGUAUUGACGAGUUAACUCUUUCAAGCAUUAAGAAGAAACACAAGUAUGACUUGAAAGGCUUUCACAAAAGUUUAGCUGGAUUGCACAUCAGAGAAUUGUGGACCAAAUAUUAAAUUGUUCGGCACACUGCCAAUUGUGCACAAAAUAGUAUUUCUCGACUGUAAAAAUACGUUAACACCUGGCUUUCAUCAGAUACUUGUUCAAAAUCCCAAUAGAGUCACAUAUUUCAACCAAAAUGUGACACGUAUUAAUCUGAACGAUUUGUUGGCUUCGAGUGUGUCAUUUUUAGAUAAUAUGACUAAUAGCUUACCGGAUGCUCAACUCAAUUUGUUUCUUAAACAUUGGAUAGCCGGAUCGAAUCAGAGUCUUCACGGGAUUGCUCUCAUAAAAUCUCGAGAAGGAGAAAGCUACAAUAAGGAUGUUGUUAUGAAAGGUAUCGAUUAUCAUCCGGCAGAGGAAAGAGACAUUCCAAAUUCUAUGAGCGGGACGGAUUUUUGUCCAAUGUUGAACACUGGCGUAGUUACGAAAUUCGGCAUCACUAGCAGUUUAUUUUAGAAAAACCUAUAAAGCACGCCAUCGACCCGAUGGGAAUGACAAUAAUUUCUGCAUGCUUGUUUGGAAAUAGUUUUUUUCAAUUUGGUUUACGAAAUAAAGAUCAUAAUUUUAAAUAUAGGCGAACGGGCUCAUUCUCUCCAACUGCCUCCUUGCGAGAAUGCCUCCUUUCCCUCUUCUCCGUCUGCCGAGCAAUGUGCUAUCGAAUGUUCUACGUGCCAUGGAUCCUGUUGCUCAGUUUGGAAUCUCACUGCUAUCUGAAAGAUUGAAAAAUCUCAUAUGCUCGCUUCAAGUUUUCACCACCGACGUUGAAAUUAUCUUGCGCAGAUCAAUAGAAUUAAAAAUCGUUCCGCUAUUUCUGGUUAUUGGGCAAACCGGUCAGAUAGAAAUAAGCAGUUUUACUCAUUUCUUUUUGGACAAUUUUAUCUGGAUUCGGCCACAAAUGUCGACUAGGAAUUGGAUCGAUCACUGCCUGGAGCUCACGAACAAUCAUCGGCUGAACAAAUUGAUCGUCGAAGCCGGAGAUAACCAGGAGAUUGACAUGGAUGGCUUUUACAGAUCCUUAAUCGGAUUGCACAUCAAAACCCUUGAACUCAAAGGAACCUAUUCGAGAAGUAUCCAACUGUUUGGUUCUCUUUCCAAUGUGGAUACGAUAGUGUUGGACGUUGAACUUGUGCAAACAACUGACUAUCAACGUAUGGUUGUUCUGAAUCACACUAAGUUGGUAGAGACAAGAACUAAUAGGGUGAAAUUUUCACUGAACGAUUUACUGGCUUCGAAUGCAUCGUUUCUGCAAUUCACCAACUUGCGCAUCCCGGAUACUCAACUCAAUUUGUUCCUCAAACAUUGGAUAGCCGGGUCGAAUCAAAGACAGGAAGGCUUCUCUCUGACAAAAGAACAUGAUGAGCAAAGCUACAACCAAUCGGUUAUUCUCAAAGGCAUCGAGACUCGACCAGCGGUGCGAAGAUCGGAACAUCAUAAGUUCGAUGAGAUAUUUACACUCCCGCAGUACAGCCGGACUCUUGACAUUACAAAUUGUGAUGGAGUGGAGGCAACGGUUUAUUUCGGAAAAAGUUGGUUGUUCAACCUAGGACCUGUAACCAAUUUGUGUUGUAUGCUUGUUUGGGGAUAGUUUUUGAAUAUGGUAAUUGGAAUAAAUGAUUUUAAUUGGUA
Caenorhabditis elegans is the source of this 1985-nucleotide messenger RNA. RefSeq names its product F-box domain-containing protein (gene F36H5.13). NCBI's taxonomy places the organism in Eukaryota, Metazoa, Nematoda, Chromadorea, Rhabditida, Rhabditidae. The transcript is spliced from 3 exons. The record is from RefSeq and is marked reviewed. Bases 973 to 1944 code for a protein of 323 amino acids.